Molecule: messenger RNA, 7497 nt
Organism: Felis catus (domestic cat)
Lineage: Eukaryota; Metazoa; Chordata; Mammalia; Carnivora; Felidae
Gene: DYNC2I1
Product: dynein 2 intermediate chain 1
Exons: 25
Coding region: 117-3269 (1050 amino acids)
Biological process (GO): intraciliary transport
Cellular component (GO): cytoplasmic dynein complex
Molecular function (GO): dynein heavy chain binding; dynein light chain binding
Source: RefSeq, a predicted model, not a curated record
CUAGGAGCAGGCGCGCGGCAUGCCGGGACAGCGGUCGUUCGGCGCUCGGUUGCUCGCGCCUGCCAGUUGCUAGGAGCCGGGGACGCCGGCCCCGCAGCCGCGGCCUGCGAGCGGCGAUGGAGCCCGGGAAGAGAAGAACGAAAGAUGAUACUUGGAAAGCAGAUGACCUCAGAAAACACCUCUGGGCCGCACACUCAGGUAAUCCCAAGGGAGAUAAGAAGCACAGAGAAAAGAAGCUUCGUAAGGAGUCAGAAGUGGACUUCCCUGAAGACAAAGAGCAAAAGCAUAGGGACCCAGACCGAGACACCAAGCACAGAGAGAGGCCUGCUGAGAGAGACGGUCACGCGUCCAGAGAGAACCCUCGUGGGGACAGAGACCGAGAAAAGCCAAGGGAAAGGAAAAAGGACUCCAGAGACCGGGACAGAGAAAGGCACAAAGAGAAAUACCGAGAGCAGGACGCAGACAAGUCUCACAGUCGAGGAAAAGACAGGGACAAGGACAGAGAGCGCAGAGCGAGGACGGAGGAGCUGAGGCAGACGGCCCAGCACAACCUGCUGGGCUGGCAGCUCCCGGAGCCGGCGGAGCGCAGGGCGCGGGCAGGCAGCAAAGCAAGAGCGGAAGAGAAGGAGAGGAGAGACGAAGGCUCUGAAUGGGGGGACGAAGAGAGGGAGAGGCGGUACCGAGAAAGAAAGCUGCGGUAUGGUGACAGUCAGGAAAAUCCUGUUCAGUACUGGCUUUACAAAGAAGGAGGCGAGCGGAGACACAGGAGGCAGAAAGAAGCAGAUCGAGAGCGGAGACAUCGAGAAAAAAGCAGCGUGAGGGAAAAAAGAGACAAGCACUCAAGAGAAAAAAGUAACUCGUUCUCUGACAAGGAAGGGGAAGACAGACACAGAGAGAAGCGUCACAGGGAAGGCGCUCGUCUCGACGAAGAGAGGCACCCCGGUGACACGGGUAGAAAAGAGAGGUCGUCAAGAGAGGAGCUGAUGAAAAGAGAGUCCAAGGACAGUGAGCGCAGAAAUCGGGGUGCAAGUUCAAGGAGAGAUCCAACCAGCAGCCAGGAAGGAUCAUGCGCUCUCUGGUAUGCAGAGAGUUUAGUAAGAAAUAAUGGAAAAGAUAAAGACUCAAGAAAGAAGAGCUGCCAAGAGGGCUCCGCGGUGUGGAAGCAGGCUCUGAGGCCAGGAAGUGCAGAAAUUGCGGAAAUUGAAAAGGAAGACACUGAUAUAGAAAAUGCUGGAACUGAUGAAUAUACACCUUGUUUGGAAGAUGAUUUUGAAGACUACGAAGAUGACUUUGAGGUUUGUGAUGGAGAUGACGAUGUCUCAAAUGAACUGGAACCAAAAGAGAAAAUCGAAGAGCUUCCUCUGGCUAGAAAAAAGGAGAUACAAGAAAUUCAGGAAGCCAUUAAUGCAGAAAAUGAAAGGAUUGGCGAGUUGUCCUGCAAACUGUCUCAGAAGCGAGGUCUGACGGAGGGUGAGAGGGAGGCAGAGACAGAUGCAAACAGUUCCCCUUCCAGAGCCCCUGUUUGUGGAAUUUUCAUGGAUUUUGCGACAGCCUCACGCCGACAGAAGAGUCGGACUCAGGCCCUUAAGCAAAAGGCACGUAGUACAAAACUGCUCCGGCUCAUUGACUUGGAUUUUUCACUCACUUUCUCUCUCUUGGACCUACCACCAGUAAAUGAGUAUGACAUGUAUAUCAGAAACUUCGGGAGAAAAAACACCAAGCAGGCAUAUGUUCAGUACAAUGAAGAUAAUGUUGACAGAGACACCCAGACCGAAGAGGUAGAGACCAAGGGAGUGUGGAGCCAGCACCCGGCAGAGGGCACGGCCGUGUCAGGGGGGAGUGUCAGUGGAGAUCCCUGUGACACCGGUGCCCCGAAGGUCAACACACCCAGGCUGUCCCGCUUCCUUCGGGCCGCUUGUCAGGUGAUUGCGGUUUUGCUGGAAGAGGACCGUAUGGCAGCGGAGCCCAGCUGGAGCCCCGCAGCACAGGACAGCGCCCUGCGUAUCAGUGACAGCGCCUCCCAGCUGAAUACCAGCCUGCCGUUCCUCCAGAAUCGGAAAGUGUCCUGCUUAUGUGCCUCUCAGGUGCAGAGGCAGACAGUGGUAUCUGUCCACGGGCCGCCUGGAGCAGCAUUUGAUCCCGCGCUGGAUGGCAGAUACGUGCUGUGUGUGUGGGAUAUCUGGCAGCCUUCAGGGCCGCAGAAGGUCCUGAUAUGUGAGUCAGAGGUCACGUGUUGCUGCUUUAGCCCUUUUAAAGCCUUUUUACUGUUUGCCGGAACAGUGCACGGCUCAGUCCUCGUGUGGGACCUACGAGAAGACUCCAGAAUACAUCACUAUGUGAAGCUGGGUGACUGCUUCUGGACGUUCAGGACAGCAACGUUUUCUACUGACGGCCUCCUGACUUCAGUAAACCACCGCGGUCCUGUUCAAGCCGUAGAACCCAUCUCCACGUCUGUCUACAAAAAACAGAGUUUUGUGCUUUCCCCCUUUUCUACCCAAGAAGAAAUGUCAGGUUUGUCGUUCCACAUUGCUUCCCUGGAGGAGAGUGGGGUUCUCAACGUUUGGGUGGUGGUUGAACUACCGAAGGCAGAUCUCGCAGGCUCACUAAGUGACUUAGGUUUAAUACCUGGAGGGAGGAUAAAAUUGGUGCACAGCGCCACGAUUCAGCUGAGCGACAGCCUUUCCCAUAAAGGCUAUGAAUUCUGGGGGGCCGCACAAACCCUCAGUGUGAAGUUUCUUCCUUCAGAUCCUGGUCACUUCAUUGUUGGCACAGACAUGGGUCUUAUAAGUCAUGGCACCAGACAGGACUUGAGAGUAUCUCCCAAAUUGUACAAACCCCAGCAAUGUGAGAUGAGACCAGUCAGAGUGCAUGUGAUGGAUUUUUCACCAUUUGGAGAACCAAUAUUCUUGGCUGGCUGUUCCGACGGAAGCAUCAGGCUGCAUCAGCUGACCAGCGAGCGCCCUCUCCUGCAGUGGGACGGUGGCACCGAUGGCCGUGCCAUCACGGGCCUGCGCUGGUCCUUGACCAGACCUGCCGUGUUUCUGGCCCAGGAUGACACUUCCUGCAUUUAUAUUUGGGACCUCCUGGAAAGCGAUUUGGGUCCUGUGGCUAAACAGCUGAUCUCUCCGGACAACUCUGCCCCACUCCAUGAUAUUAUGUCGGAGGAUGGAGAACCUCGCCAGCAUUUACUGUGUUACUGGCAAAGGAAGACUCCCACUGUUGGGAGAAGCCAUGGGAGAUGGAUGUGGAGAAUUCAUCUGCAGAAAUGAAGGUUUGGGGAAGGAGGGGAGCUGCCGCUCCCCGCCCUGCUGCCCUCCAGCCUGCUGGUCCCCGGAGUCACUUUCUUUCUUGAUUCCGGCCCGUUCCUCGUCUCCACUGCCUUGGAGACAUGUUGGUGCAUUUGGCAUCUAGUCUGGUGAAUAUGGUGAGUUCUCAAGUGUGGAAUUAAUGUUUUCCUUCAGGUCAUGGGCCUUUAAACCACAAGGCUCAUAUUCUUGGAAGACCAACAGAAGACAAACUCCGAAAGCGGUUUCAAAAUGGCCUAAAAAUGUCCCAGUGCUGUGUUCUCAAGUGUGGAAUUAAUGUUUUCCUUCAGGUCAUGGGCCUUUAAACCACAAGGCUCAUAUUCUUGGAAGACUAAUAAAAGACAAACUCUGAAAGCGGUUUCAAAAUGGCCUAAAAAUGUCCCAGUGCUAAGUAGUGAAAGCAGGUCACUUAAAGGAAAUCACCUUGUGGUUCUGUGGCUCCAUCUGGCCAUGAGCCCCCAGCUUGGAAGAUGCCUGAGGCAGGGUCACCAUCCAGUGACUUUAACUCCCCAACCGUUUUUCUCCAGUGUGAUCUCAAUCACAGUUUCAUCUCUGAAUCAGUCCAGGCCCUCGGUUUCCUUCAGCUGGGACCUGCCCAGGACAGCUAACCUGUAGUGGGGACUGGCCCAGGUCAGUAAUCUGCAGUGGGGACCUGCCCAGGUCAGCUAAUCUGCAGUGGGGACCUGCCCAGGUCAGCUAAUCUGCAGUUGGGACUUGCCCAGAUCAGCUAAUCUGGGGUGGAGACCUGCCCAGGUCAGUAAUCUGCAGUGGGGACCUGCCCAGGUCAGCUAAUCUGCAGUGGGGACCUGCCCAGGUCAACUAAUCUCAGUGGGGACCGGCCCAGUUCAGCUAAUCUGCAGUGGGGACCUGCCCAGGUCAGCUAAUCUGCAGUGGGGACCUGCCCAGGUCAGUAAUCUGCAGUGGGGACCUGCCCAGGUCAACUAAUCUCAGUGGGGACCGGCCCAGUUCAGCUAAUCUGCAGUGGGGACCUGCCCAGGUCAGCUAAUCUGCAGUGGGGACCUGCCCAGGUCAGUAAUCUGCAGUGGGGACCUGCCCAGGUCAGCUAAUCUGGGUGUGGACCUGCCCAGGUCAGCUAAUCUGCAGUGGGGACCUGCCCAGGUCAGCUAAUCUGGGUGUGGACCUGCCCAGGUCAGGUAAUCUGCAGUGGGGACCUGCCCAGGUCAGCUAAUCUGCAGUGGGGACCUGCCCAGGUCAGUAAUCUGCAGUGGGGACCUGCCCAGGUCAGCUAAUCUGCAGUGGGGACCUGCCCAGGUCAGCUAAUCUGCAGUGGGGACCUGCCCAGGUCAGCUAAUCUGCAGUGGGGACCUGCCCAGGUAGGCUAAUCUGCAGUGGGGACCUGCCCAGGUCAGCUAAUCUGCAGUGGGGACCUGCCCAGGUCAGUAAUCUGCAGUGGGGACCUGCCCAGGUCAGCUAAUCUCAGUGAGGAAGGGGUGAAGAUCUGUACUUUAUCUCCUCCCUCUUCUUCUUCCCUGGCUCUGGUUCUUCCAGGACCCAGGUUGGGAAACACGUGGGAAUUUCUGUUCACCAAGAUGUGCUCUCUCAGGUCCAUUGUCUGUCGGAUGCCCUAUUGUCACAGGAAGUGGGCUCAUUCUGUCUCUGUCCCUGUCUCUCCUUCAUGAACCCUCCUGGGCAGUGUCCCCUGAGCUGGCCACACACCCUCAACCCUCCCUUCUCCAGGCGGUCAGCCCACCCAGCAGAGGCCUUCCACGGAAGCUCUGGGUCACCUACAGUGGGCCUGGGGGAGGGCUUGGCUGGUGGCAGGUCACUGGGUCACCCUGGUCCCUUUCUUCCUCCAUUAGCCUGAAAGCAGCUAGAAAAAGCCUAAACAGGUGUUGGGCAUGAGCACUGGGUGUUGUAUGUAAGUGAUGAAUCACUAGGUUCUACUCCUGAAACCGAUACUACACGGUAGUGACAACAGACCUGAUUAUAGAGACAGAUGUUAAUGGACUUGCUUGCUAGAUACCCUCUGAUAAGGGCUAAGACCCGCGUCUCCCGCCGUGACCUGUCCUGCGCUGUGGUCCUGUAUGUCUCCAGGCUAACCACACGCCUCCCACAAGCCUCACUCCUGGUACAAGGAUUUCCCCCUUAGAGUAGAAGGGGUGCAGGGGAGGAACAGCCUGGCAAGGCGAUGUGUGGUCUGCAGGCUGGUCCCAGGUCCGGGCUCUUCUGGUUCCUCCCAGCUGGGGAACAGCUGUCCUGCAGAUGCUCAGGGCGAGGGUCCAGGGCUGUCUCUGCAGGACUGAGAGAUUUCAGAUGAGAAUUUUGUCUUCACUCCUUUAUGAGUGCUGGACCCUUGUUCUCUGGCCUCUCUGUGCACAGCGCUGCUGGGACCUCUCCUUCCCACCUGUGGGCCGUUUUAACGUGCCUUACCGACCCUCUUUAUCUCUGUGCUUUAAUCUGGUCGUGUAGUUCUUUACCGACUUGGCAGAUCCCUUUGUAUUUCCAUGGCUAGUUUCUGGACUUUUUGUGUGUCCAGCUGUUGCUUUUAACGGAAAUGCUCAUGCUUCUCUGUGGUUAUGUUAUCCUGGGGCACAGUUCAUCCAUUCUGUCUCCAGCCAGAAACAUCUCAGAAAAACAGGACCAUUUCCCUCUUUUUCUUCACACUAUAUUCAAAGAAUCAUCCAACCCUAUUUGAUUAGGCUCAAGUGUGAAGGCUGGAGAAGAGAGGUUUUUUUCCCUAUAAACUCUAAGCUUUUGCUCCAAACCACACAGAAAAGGCCUAAAUUAUACGUUUAACAGUGUUUCCCCGGAUGCCGUAGUCCUGACCCAGGCUUGUAUGUCCUGCAGCCCGGUGCGGCUGCAUCACACAGGCACGUGAGUGGCUCUCCUCCAUUCACGUCUGCAGCUAAACCACAAAAGCAGAGCUUAGCCCCCAAGUGUGGUGCAUGCAUAAUUGAUGGGCCUUAAAAUAAAUGGCAGGCCGGCUUUGUCCUAACAAACCAAGCAAUUUCUCCAGGAACAGGUUUGUUUAUGACAGACUGAGAUCCGCUGGAAUCGAUGAAAGGGAACCGUGGGCCAGGACCCGUGAGGCUCGCGCUGGAAUUCAGCUCCAGCAGCACGUCCGGGCCAAGUCAGAGUCCUUUCCUUGCAGAAUCUUGUCAUCACGGGCGCUCUGAGCCCUCAUGGAGGCCGCAUUACAUCAGGUCCCCGCUGCGAGUUGGCCAAGGGAACAGGUGUGGCCUGCCCACAGCAAGACCUGAGCAGUCAUCCACUGACUGAGCCACGGUGCCCACGGCCACUCCAGAGCCAGUCUUGCUCCGGGGAGCAGACAGUUGUGCACACGCAUGUGUGCGUGUGCACACGUGAAGUUCUGGGGUUUUCCAAAGUCCUUUGUCUCCUGCCCGUGGACAGAUGCUCCAGUGUGACCACUAAACUCUAGUUUUUAUGAGCAAGAUUCUCCUAGAUAAUCUGCCGUUGAGGACAUUCGCCAUCUAGACAGCUUUGGGGGAAAGCGACUGACCUUCUCUUCCAGUGUUCAACAACUGCUUUUCUCGUGUUUGAGCCCUGCUUGGUUCUGGUGACUUUCACGUCUCCUUUUGUGUAGAUUUACAGAGGUAGGCGUUGGUGUGCAGCUGUGUGUGCAUCAAGGCCGACUGUUGGGAAGGGCCCAGAGUUUGAGGUUCAUUAUGGAGCCUGACAAGAGCUUCUCACCAGGUGACCCACCGCGUUUCUUUCUGACAUCAGUGGACAACUGCUUCCCCGAAUGUGAGACGCAUCCGUUUCUACGUGGGAAAUGGCACCUGGGGUUUAGUGACAUCGCUAGUUUCGGCCUAUUUUCUGUCUUGUUCCAAUAUCCCGUUUCUCUGAAUGUGAAGGGCACGAGAUGGCAUUGAGCCAGCACAGGGGUAAGAGUGCGGUCUGCAGUCGGGCACAGCAGGGCCGCAGCCACGCUCUGCCCGAGUCUGGUGGGCAGCGUGGACAAGGCUUGAGCCUCCCCUGCUCCGUGUCGCCGUCUGUGACCGCGAUCCCUCGAGGAAUCGGGUGAUGAGCCACGUCCCUCACGGAAUGCAGGUCAAAUGAGAUAGCCCGUGAAGUGUUGAGCACACGAUAAUCACAAACUGAAUAAAUGUGAGGCUCGUUGCGCGUCAUUUCCGAAGAAGGGUUAGACACAUGAUUAACCCUGGCUACAUAUGGUCACUCAACUUGAAAAAAAUAAAGGAGCAAAUCUGUU